Messenger RNA from Lolium perenne, 461 nucleotides. The record is from RefSeq and is a predicted model, not a curated record. Lineage: Eukaryota; Viridiplantae; Streptophyta; Magnoliopsida; Poales; Poaceae.
UGUUGUGUACGCUAUUAUGCAGAAUGAAGAAGCGGGAAAUGCGAAUAAGGAACAUCCAUGAUGUUGGGUUCAUUGACCCACAAAUCGUUAAUUCAUAUGUGUUAGAACACCACCCCGCCGACGUGGAGGAUGACCUGUGGCGGUUUAUUAGAAAACAGAAACUCAAAAGUGAUAUUCUAUUUCCUUACCAUUUUGGGUUCCACUGGAUUCUUAUGGUAAUUCAAGUUCAGACCUCCUCAGUUCUCGUCCACGACUCUCUGAAUAUGGAUCCGGCGCUUUGGGCCGACAUGAGAAAAAUGAUGCAAAAGGUUUGGAGACGGUUCGUAGAUACCAAGGUCGGUGAAUUCAAAAAAGAGCUACAUUUUAAAAUGAUUAUUCACUGCAACAGCCAACAGAACAGAACAGGUACUAGUUUCGGCAUGGUCUGCAACUCUUGCUCUUCUUGGUACACUCAGCCUUGA